GUAGUUUUUGUUCCAACCUAACAACUUUCCUGGAAAUUAAAUUUGAGUAAUAGUUUAAGUGCUAUUUUCAGCAUUUCUUUCCUAUCUUACAAAGUUCAUGCACAAGUCUCUCCAGCACGUUCUGUAAAGUGGCUUCAAAGUCAUAAAGCAUGACUUUUUUCAACUUCCAGUUUUUUUUUUUUUAAUGUAUUUAGUACAAGCUCUACAGGGUCUCAAUAUGCAGAUCAGACUCUAGUGAUCCUCUUGUUUUCAGCCUCCCAAACACUGGGAUUACAGGAUUAUACACCCAGUCUUCAUCUUGCAGUUCUAUUCUCAAAGUGUAAAUCUGUAGUUCCACACCAGCCUCUCCAGGGUGCUCAUUCAAAAAUGGAAAUCCUCAGACUCUCACCCCAGGCUUGCUAUAUCAGAAACUCGGGGCGCAGCCCAGGAAAUCUCCAUUUUCACACGUCCUCCAAGGCAUUAAGUUUGGGCAGCCCUAAUCUAUGAGCCGUCAGAGCCGCAUCUGGCUCGCAGACCGUAGUCUCCACGUAAGUAAACCACAGAACUCAGGACCACUCGCCUCACAGAGCAGAGAGGAGUGGGCCGGGCGCCCUCCUAAAGCACUUUUCCCGAGCUGCAGAGGUCGUUCGGAUCCCGGCUAGGUGGGGAGGGGCGGCCGGACGGGGCGGGCCGGAGCCUGGUGUCCCGCCUCCCAAGUCCCAGCCUGCCGCGUCGCGCAGUCCCGCUGCUUCCUUUGCUCCUUUGCUCCUUUCCUUCCUUCCUUCCGCCGGGCGCGAUGGAGCCCGGGAGCCGGGCGGCCGCGGCGCUGCUGGCGCUGCUGUGUGCGGGUUGCGCGCUGCGCUCGGGGCGCGCCCAGUACGAGCGCUACAGCUUCCGCAGCUUCCCGCGGGACGAGCUGAUGCCGCUCGAGUCGGCCUACAGACACGCGCUGGACCAGUACAGCGGCGAGCACUGGGCCGAGAGCGUGGGCUACCUGGAGAUCAGCCUGCGGCUGCACCGCCUGCUGCGUGACAGUGAGGCCUUCUGCCACCGCAACUGCAGCUCGGCGCCCCAGCCCGAGCCCGCCCCCGACCUCGCUCGCUACCCAGAGCUGCGCCUCUUCGGGGGCCUGCUGCGCCGCGCACAGUGCCUCAAACGCUGCAAGCAGGGCCUGCCAGCCUUCCGCCAGUCGCAGCCCAGCCGCGAGGUGCUGGCGGACUUCCAGCGCCGCGAGCCCUACAAGUUCCUGCAGUUCGCCUACUUCAAGGCAAAUAAUCUCCCAAAGGCCAUUGCAGCAGCUCAUACUUUUCUACUGAAGCACCCAGAUGAUGAAAUGAUGAAGAGAAACAUGGAGUAUUAUAAGAGUUUGCCUGGGGCCGAGGACUACAUUAAAGACUUGGAAACUAAGUCAUAUGAGAGCCUGUUUAUCCGAGCAGUACGGGCCUACAAUGGUGAGAACUGGAGAACGUCCAUCACAGACAUGGAGCUGGCCCUCCCCGACUUCUUUAAAGCCUUUUAUGAGUGCCUUGCAGCUUGUGAGGGGUCAAGGGAGAUCAAGGACUUCAAGGAUUUCUACCUUUCCAUAGCAGAUCAUUAUAUAGAAGUCCUGGAAUGCAAAAUACAGUGUGAAGAGAACCUCACUCCAGUUAUAGGAGGCUAUCCUGUCGAGAAAUUUGUGGCUACCAUGUACCAUUAUUUGCAGUUCGCCUAUUAUAAAUUGAAUGACCUGAAGAAUGCCGCACCCUGUGCAGUCAGCUACCUGCUCUUUGACCAGAACGACAAGGUCAUGCAGCAGAACCUGGUGUACUACCAGUACCACAGGGACAAGUGGGGCCUUUCAGACGAGCAUUUUCAGCCCAGACCAGAAGCCGUUCAGUACUUCAACGUGACUACACUCCAGAAGGAGCUGUAUGACUUUGCUAAGGAAAAUAUAAUGGAUGAUGACGAGGGAGAGGUUGUGGAAUACGUGGAUGACCUCUUGGAACUGGAGGAGACGGGCUAGUCCACAACAGCCAGCGCGUCUUCACCUUGAUGUUCAGGAAAAACAUCCUUUGCUCUCCUUUUUCUAACACCCCAGCUUGUUGGUACCUCAGAGCUUUCCCUUUGCUCUGUGACGUGAAAGGGAAGCUCCGGGACCCCGGCCUCCAUGUGACGGGGUGAGCCUGUCUGCCCACUGUUCACACCUCUGUCCCCACGUUCACACCGUCUUCUGUCUGUCCUGCCUGUUCUCACCCCUGUCUUCCUCAUGUCCGUGCCCACCUCUGUCAGGUUCAUAUGUGCCUUUCUUACCAUUUUGGUUGGGAAUACAGUAUUCCAUGGUUUGUUUUUUUCCCCCCCAAAAAAGUCAGUAUUAUUU
Messenger RNA from Octodon degus (degu), 2335 nucleotides. RefSeq names its product cartilage associated protein (gene Crtap). The transcript is spliced from 7 exons. The record is from RefSeq and is a predicted model, not a curated record. Gene Ontology annotation, biological process: peptidyl-proline hydroxylation to 3-hydroxy-L-proline; collagen fibril organization. Gene Ontology annotation, molecular function: protein binding; collagen binding. Lineage: Eukaryota; Metazoa; Chordata; Mammalia; Rodentia; Octodontidae. The coding region runs from base 776 to 1981 and encodes 401 amino acids. Gene Ontology annotation, cellular component: endoplasmic reticulum.